Molecule: messenger RNA, 2070 nt
Organism: Pseudogymnoascus verrucosus
Lineage: Eukaryota; Fungi; Ascomycota; Leotiomycetes; Thelebolales; Thelebolaceae
Exons: 6
Coding region: 75-1415 (446 amino acids)
Biological process (GO): protein neddylation
Cellular component (GO): nucleus; cytoplasm
Molecular function (GO): NEDD8 activating enzyme activity
Source: RefSeq, a predicted model, not a curated record
CCCCGCCUCCUCUCAUACUGCAACUAAGCUUUGCACUUUUCAGAAUAAAUACUUUUCAAGCUAUUAGUGGCAAUAUGGCGACGACCAUGGCAUCUCAAACGCCACCUUCUAUGCUUCCUUCAAGCAGCCACUCGGAAGGGCGAUGGAAGUACCUUGACAACAUUAGGAAGGGCCAGGGCGGUUUUACCGAUGAAAGUUAUGAGAUCGACGAAGAUGGCAAUAGUACGAGCGGUGGUAGGAUUGAUAUCCAAGAACAGAUGAAGAUAUUGGUAAUAGGGGCUGGAGGCUUGGGUUGCGAGAUAUUAAAGAACCUAGCCCUAUCAGGGUUUAAGGACAUUCAUGUCAUUGAUAUGGACACAAUAGACGUCUCAAAUUUGAACCGUCAGUUUUUGUUCCGCCAUAGCGAUGUUGGGAAAUACAAAGCUGAGGUCGCUGCGAAGUUUGUCAUGAAACGAGUAACGGGUGUCAGAAUCACGCCCCAUAAUUGCAUGAUUCAAGAUAAAGAUGAUUCUUUCUACAUGCAGUUUGGGAUGGUCGUCUGUGGGCUCGAUAGCAUCGAGGCACGGCGGUGGAUUAAUUCACAGCUGGUAGAGCUGUUUGACGAGGAGAACCCCGACAGCCUCAAACCGUUGAUUGAUGGUGGGACAGAAGGUUUCAAGGGCCAAUCGAGAGUUAUAAUACCAACUAUGACUUCUUGUAUAGAGUGCCAACUUGAUAUGCACGCCCCCCGCGCAGCAGUGCCGCUCUGCACGUUGGCCACGAUCCCAAGACAGCCAGAACACUGUAUCGAAUGGGCUCAUAUCAUCGCAUGGGAGCAAGAAAAGCCAUUCUCAAAACUUGACAAUGAUGAUCCAAAACAUAUCACCUGGCUCUACGGGAAGGCCCUGGCCAGAGCACAAGAGUUCAAUAUCAGUGGCGUUACGUAUUCUCUCACCCAAGGCGUGGUGAAAAACAUCAUUCCUGCGAUUGCUUCCACAAAUGCAAUUAUCGCCGCAAGCUGUUGCAACGAGGCAUUCAAGCUCGCAACCUCGGCUGCCCCAUCGUUGGGCAUGGAGGAGAAUUAUAUGAUGUACAGCGGCAACGACAGCAUCUACACGUUCACAUUCAAACACGAGAAGAAAGACGACUGUCCUGUUUGUGGUAACCUUCCGCGUGACCUAGAGGUUGACAGAGAAUGGACAUUGCAAGAGCUUAUUGAUGCUUUGGCGAUUGUUCCUGGCGCACAGUUAAAGAAGCCCUCUGUUCGUGCAGAGGGGAAAUCGCUUUAUAUGCGGAGCCCGGCGAGUCUCGAAGAGGCCACGAGACCAAAUCUCGAUAAGAAAGUCAGCGACUUCGUGAACGAGGGCGAUGAACUUGCAGUUACUGAUCCUGCUUUCGCUCGCGUCAGUUUUAGAUUCCGCAUCAAGUACACUUAGGGGAAAUGGUGAAACCAGACAGUAGCGAUAUGUGGUCUCGACAUUGCCAUAGAGAAAACUGGUUCACUUAAGUUAUGACCAUGGUAGAGCACAAUGCAAAAAACCAACAUAUGGCAAGACUCAAAUCCUAGGUCCGGUGUGAAUCUAUUGAUUGCAUGUUUUACAAAAUCUACCUGCCCAACGCCAGCUUCCUUAACUCCGAUAAAUGCUCCUGGGGUAAAACAGCCUUUCCAACUCAUCCGAGAGUAUUAUUUGGUCAUUAAUGAAAGGUUCCGCUUAAACCUCACACAUUUUUGCUUCAGAGCCUUGAUCGACUCGAGAAAGAGCUCGUCGCUGUCCCAUUGUCCAGUGCUUUCGAUCGAAAAUAUAAAGUGAUCCCUGAUGCGACCAAGCUUGACUUUGCCUUGGAAUUCUUCAUGUCGCAAGCACUCUCUGCUGACCGUGUCCUUCAUCGUAUCCUUCACAACUGCUUUCUUCUCGCCCGCAUGGCCUUCGUACCCGCUGCCCGGAGUGCUCGCCUCCUCUUUUGUGACCUUCUCAAACCCAAUGACGCCUUUGGGGAAGCACUUUGCGAACUUCUCGGCGUCAUUUCCAAGUAUUGGCUUCAAAAUAGUUAUGGUUGGCAAUAAUCGGUACGAGGCUGUCGCAACAGGAC